CGGAAGUUCACGUUUGACCGCCUCAGGCGCCAAACUAGAGGUUACUAGCGAGCCACUCAUGCGCCCAGGUUUCCUAAACACCCGAACCACCACCGUGACUUCCUACCGCCUUACCUAAGUGGUGCAACCUCCCCUUCCAUCAAGCUCAGACUUCCGUCACCACUUCCCGAUCUUGCCAUCCCACCACUCAAGUCGUUCUGAUACUCAACUUCAACCACCCCGGUUGCUCAAAGCCCAUUCGCCAUGUUCCCUACUCGUGUUCUGCGCAUGCAGGCCUCCCGGCCUUUCGCUUUUCCUGCUCCUAAGGAAAACCACAGCGCCCACACUAUCUCUCAGCGUCUGCGCACUCUGAAGAGAGUCCCCCCGGAGUUGAUCCCUCUCGGUCUGGUCCUUGGUGUCGCCGUCGGUGCUGCCAUCUACUCCAGCACCCGCAAGCUCAUGACCGACAAGACCCUCCGUCUGUACCGCAACAGCCCCGAGGACCGCGAGCACUAAGAAUGUACCAUCACAUUUGAUUUCCAAAUUGCAAUGGGCGAUUCUUUGUUUGAUUUUUCGGCGAUCUGUAUCAUUCACGGGGUAGUCGGGCCUUGUCGCGCGGCCAGAGUUAAGAAUGGAAUGCUCGAAAAUUCUCAGGCUCAGGGUUGGAGCGCGUGUAAAUAUUACGGCUUUAAACGAAGGGUUCCUGAUGGUGUAAUAUCGCAAUAUUACUGUGGCCCGCUUCUUGGCUUAUCUUUUUCUUCGUUGCGCCAGUUUCCCCUGGCGUGAGUGGAUUAUCGUAGAGCUCAUUCCGGCUUGGGUCCGG
Molecule: messenger RNA, 802 nt
Organism: Aspergillus eucalypticola CBS 122712
Lineage: Eukaryota; Fungi; Ascomycota; Eurotiomycetes; Eurotiales; Aspergillaceae
Exons: 5
Coding region: 244-495 (83 amino acids)
Source: RefSeq, a predicted model, not a curated record